ACAAACUAGUCCUUUUUUACAGACCGUGUAGAAAAACGAUUAACUAACAGCUAUGCACUAUGUUCAUUUUGUUAAUACUUAAACAAUUACACUAUUAUUUUAUGUGGUUUUAAAUAGUGUAAGGUUUUUCUUUAUUUGUUUUUUUUAUUAUUCUCUCUGGUGCGGAGCGAUAUUUCCCUCGCCUCCCACUAAUGCGCACGGAUAAGAGUUUGGAACGACGCGUAAAGAAGCGACAUUUUAUUUAUCGAGAGCUAGCUACCUAGUAGCAAGUACCACUCAAUUGAACGGAACAACAAACAAUGGUGAAAUGUUAAAAUAACACAAUUGCCCACUUUUUAGAGUUACGUUUAAGCUUAUUGUCGACGGUUAGUUAUCAGUUGAUUAAACGUGCCUCUGACCCAGUUUCUAUAUCUAUUUCUAUAAAGGUUUGCCGACUGAGGUUAGCUGGCUAGCUAAUGUGCUAACCAGCGUCACACAUCAUGCAUGUGCAGUAAAAUAUACCACCUUAGAUCCAAAUAUUGUAUGGUCUUGGCAAACGCUUUCAUACUCGUACACUUUAGCAUAUUGUAAAAUAUAAGCUUCUCAUUGCAAGCUGGUUGAAAUCAUUAAUUAGCAUGUGAGCUUGCUCGACCAGUAGCUAGGUACCAGGACCAAUAAUAACUAGUUAGCUAGCCAAUUCCGUAUUUUCAUGGAUGUUACCAUAACCAGGUUCUAACUAAGCAAACACCAGGCACUAAAGUGGGAGUAUCGGUGGACACAGUAUUGUAAUAUAGCUAGCUGCCUAACAACAUUCAAAACAUGCAAUAAAACUAAAUGUUGAGCAAGCACUGAUUUGCUAGCUAGUUAGUAGCAUGCAGCUACUAGCUAGGAUAGCUGGUAGUUAGGUCUCUACUGUGGUUGAAAUAGUUAGUCUGUUAAAUUACCUAAUUAUGUCUCUGCAUUAAUGUAAGCAGCAUAGAUCACUUCAAACUGUCAUAAUUUAGUAAUUACCUCUUCAAACACAGCAUAUGUUUGCAUAACAAAUACACAGUUGAAUGCAUUAUUUGCAAAUCUCACUAAAAGUAUGCACACAAGACAGAAAUGACAGCGUCUGUAUAUUUUGACUGAUAUGCAAUGUCCUUAUUCUCUGCAGGCUAAAGAUUCCUCCCACAUGGAGAGGGCACAUCUCAGUGGCAUUUUACAUGGUUCCUACUUUGUGUGUGAUGGCUGCUGUAGGCUAUAUGCAUGUAGGUCUACUUUUCGGUGGGUAGGCAUCCCCUCCCCCUCAUACCAUAGACCUUUCUCUCAAUCACAUUCACUCUUAUCCUGAUUUUCUCCUAAAUUGUCAUCUUCAAUCAUUCCCCCACUCACAACCCCUUGCUCUCUCUUACAGUCUUUUGGCCUCUUUCAUCUAUUAUUUUUGCUCCAUUGCUUUCUCUUAUUGAGCAACUCUCCCUUCUGUCCUCCUUUUUUUCUUGGUCCUUUCAUCAUAAUUUUUCUUGGAGCAGUUGACGCAAGAGUAGGCUAUCCCCGAAUGUAUAGGCCCAAACUAGGAGGAACUUUCGCUAUGAGGCGCUAUUCCUGUAAUGUGUUCUCUCAGUCAACCUGGUUAAAUAAGGGUUAACUAGUUUGGUGUGAGGUGCUUGCUAGCUAUAACUCUCAGAAUUAAAGAGAUUAAUAUAUAGUAAAUAUCCCCUUGUAAAUUGUGCUAAAUCCAUUUCUACAUAUGUAGCAAGCUCACAAAUACGAAAAUGUACCACACACACUCAAAGUAGGCUGACCAGAUGUUAUUCAGUCCAAGGCAAACUUUUGCCAAUUGACAGAUACCAGCCAAACUUGUGUGUCUAUCAGCUGUCAUAUUACCCAUUGUUUACUGAAAAGGGAGUGAUUGCUGGGGGGACCAGGAGGGAGGGUAGGGUUUGUCAACUGGGGUAGUGGGUGUUUACAGAGGCAGUGGCGUUCGGUGGAAGCUCUAGAUGCCUGGGCAAGAGCACAACAACUCCUGGAUCAGGGCCUCUGAGAGGAUUAUUGGACAUGAGUUAAUCUCUUACCCUAUAUAUACUGCAACACGGCUGGGUACAAUUGAGAAUGGGUCAAAAUAUCUAUUCUAUAGCCAUUUGGGAUUUUCCCAUAACACAUCAGAGCCAUAUACUGUAUUUAGAUAAAUAUAUGGAUAUGCAUUAUAUUGUUCUAUCCUUUGUCUCUGUUUUGAUAUUACACAUCAAAGCUUACAGAGCCUGAAUGGUUGUUCUAAAAUGGAUGCCUUUAGAUCAGGUGUCAUUAGUUAUUAGGGGACCCAGUGCCAUUCUGUAAGCGAGAGAGAGAGAGAGUGAAGAAGCUUGCAUCUAUGCUGUAGGGAUAGGUCUGUAGAUGGCCUGUGAAACAUGCCUCUCUCCCCUAGGCCUGGAACCUACAGCUGAGCUCGCUCCUUCUCCUAAUUAUCCUCUUUAUACCCUUAUCGAAACCUAAUUAAGUCCCGACCCCACGGGUUUGUCACUGCAGUAUCGCAGACCAAGACUUGUCCCCCCCCCCCCGGCUUACUUACAAUGACAUAUAGCACAUAUUAACCCAAGUGCCCUUCAAAAGCAUUUCUCUUUGCACAAAUUGACUUUGUAUGUUAAUAAUAUAUGGAUGUAGAAGAAGUAAUAAGUCAUAACUUGGGCUCAAAGCUAUUUGAUCAUGUUCAUCACCACUGCAGCCUGGCUUUGAACAGAACAGCAGGAUAGGCUAUAGAAAUAGCUUUAUCUUCAGAAUUAGGCCAGGCUACUUGCAGCCUCUGCGAUAUUAUGAAACCGUUUAAUCAAUGUUUUAGAGGCAUAUUCAAAGUAUACGGUUUAUGCGUUUUGGCACUUUACUUGAAUGAUUUAACUGAAUUCGGUUGUAAUAAAGCGAUAGCCAGAUGAUCCAUUAUUCUCAUGACAGCGGCUUUCUUACUUUAGUAAUUCCUGUUUACACCCCACCCACCCAUAAUGGAAUUGAGAUGACAGAUUUGUACAACCAUAUAUAACCGCUAGGUGGCGCCCAAUGAUAAGACUUUGAACAUGGGUUGCAGGUGGGUGGCGCUGUGUGUAUCAGUGGACGUAGUAAUACAAAACAAUGCAGUGUGAAUGUAGCCUGUGUUUGGAGUGCGAAACACUGCUUUAUGCCACCCGUCAUUUUGGACGGAGGAACUGCGCUAAAGUACACUAAAUAAAUGCAGAUUGUAGGCUAUAUAGGAUUAAUUGCAACUCUUCAUGAACCAUGAAGUGUAGGCUAGGCUAUUAGAUCAAUUCAAAUAACAUAAUAAUAGACCCUACCUAUGAAAUAGGUCAGUGAGAUUGCGAAACUUUCUUUUGGCCAUGACCACGAUGCCCCUGAUAGGCUGCUAUGUUAAACGAAAGUAGGCUAUAUGAACGUGUGGCUGUGGGUACAAAUGAUUUAAUUUCCGUCUGUGGGUAUAGUUUUCAAGAGUUUCUGCGCCCCUGGCUGGACUCAGAUUACGCACUGCUAUGGGAGGGACUUCACAUGGAAAGGGAAUGAAUUACAGUAGUGCGCUAUCCUGGUGACGCAACGGAGAAACGCACAACUCAAGACUUGCUGAAGAGUUAAAAAAACGGCACCUGCACUAGGAAUUUGCGCUCCCCAAUACAUACACCUGACUUUUCCAUAUCAGUCAAGAGAACCACAGACAGAAAACUACAACGAGGACGGCAUUGGAACUUGCAUCAUGUUGGGCAGGAAACCUCCUACCGCCGUGCAUCAUGAACCCAAGGCAGUGGAAUCCCAACCCAAGACGCAGGGCCCACUUAGGAAACUGGGGGUGCUGGAUGAUGAGAAUGUCCGUGCGAUGAUGCAUGGUUCCAACAUGGUGAAGGUACGCUCCCAGAGGUGGCAGAAGAGCCGCAGCCUGCGUCUGCUGGAGGACGGGGUCACCGUGUGGUGUGAGUCCACCAAGAGCUCCCGCAAGGCCAAGGCACAACAGACCUUCUCAGUGACAGAGGUGGAGUGUGUGCGUGAGGGCUGCCAGUCCGAGGCUCUGCGGAGGCUAUCCGGGUCGGUACCAGAGAAUCAGUGCUUCACGGUGGUGUUCAGAGGAGCCAGGAAGAGUCUGGACCUCCUCUGCGCCUGUGAGGAGGAGGCGAGGCGCUGGGUCCGAGGGAUACGCACGCUGAAGGAGUGCGUGGCCAACAUGACCCAGAAGGAUAAACUGGACCACUGGAUCCGUGGCUACCUGAGACGGGCUGAUGAGAACGACGAUGGGAAGAUGAGUUACGACGAGGUCAAACGGCUGCUGCAGAUGAUCAACAUAGACCUGAAUGAGCAGUAUGCGCGCUCGCUAUUCAAGAAAGCUGACCGGUCGUGUGACGGCCGUCUGGACCACGUAGAGAUCGAGGAGUUCUGCAGGGAGCUGAUGAGGCGGCCAGAGCUGGACGCGGUGUUCAGACACUUCUCUGGUAACGGCUGUGUUCUGUCCACCGCUGAGCUGAGAGACUUCCUGGGAGAACAGGGGGAGGACGCAUCACUAAGCCACGCUCAGAGCCUCAUCCGCACCUACGAGCUCAACGACUGGGCCCAGAAGAACCAGUUCAUGACCCAGAAUGGUUUCACCGUGUACAUGCUGUCCCUGGAGAACGAUGUGUUUAACCCCGACCACGCCAGGGUGCACCAGGACAUGACCAGACCUCUGGCCCACUACUUCAUCUCAUCCUCACACAACACCUACCUCACCAAGGACCAGGUCACCAGCGCCAGCAGCGCCGAGCCAUACAUCAGAGCUCUGAACCAGGGCUGUCGCUGUGUGGAGCUGGAUUGUUGGGACGGGGACAAAGGAGAGCCUGUCAUCUACCAUGGACACACCCUCACCUCUAAGGUGCCCUUCAAAGAGGUAAUCGAGACCAUCGUCCAGUAUGCCUUCAAGGCCUCCCCGUACCCCCUGAUCCUGUCCCUUGAGAACCACUGUACGGUGGAGCAGCAGACGGUCAUGGCCAGACACCUGCGCACCAUCCUGGGCAAGAGGCUGCUCACCAAGCCCCUCAACGACCAGACUCUGAAGGACCUGCCCUCUCCUGAGGAGCUUAGGGGUCGUAUCCUGGUGAAGGGGAAGAAGGAUGUUCAUCACCUGAACCAGCUGGGGAAAACCAGCAGCUUUGAUACCAGCUCGGACGACGAGGCAUCAAUCAGAAACAAAAAGGACCCUGCCAAGGCGGUCUCAUCUAAGCUGAGCCCAGAGCUGUCUGAACUGGUGGUGUACUGUCGAAGUGUCCCCUUCCACGGGUUCCAACACUCUGCCCAGAAACCACCCGAUGAGAUGUCAUCCUUCAAUGAGAAUGACGCCCUCAAACACAUCAAGGACACAGGAAAGCUGUUUGUCAGACACAACAGCAGGCAGCUGAGCCGGAUCUACCCCUCCGGGCAGCGCCUCCAAUCCUCCAACUACGACCCCCAGGAUAUGUGGAACGGCGGCUGCUCGAUGGUGGCUCUGAACUUCCAGACACCAGGGGAGCAGAUGGAUCUGAACCAGGGCCGCUUCCUGCCUAACGGCCGCUGUGGAUACGUCCUCAAGCCCAGCUUCCUGUGCAGCCCCAGCUCCAACUUCAACCCAGAGAUCACAGGAGGUGGGCCAGGACACGUCCCCACACAGCUCACCAUACGGAUAAUAUCAGCACAGCAGCUCCCUAAGAUCAACACAGACAAGCCCAACUCCAUUGUGGACCCGCAGGUGUGGGUGGAAAUUCACGGGGUGGCCAUUGAUAAUUCCAGAGACAAAACCCACCGAAUCGACAACAAUGGUUUUAACCCACGCUGGGACAGCACUUUGAGCUUCCAGCUACAGGUCCCUGAGCUGGCCCUGGUACGCUUUUUAGUGGAAGACCAUGACCACAAAGCCAAGAACGACUUUGUGGGCCAGUACACCUUGCCCUUCACCAGCCUCCGUACAGGUUACCGCCAUGUUCACUUGCUGAAGGCAGAUGGCUCCAGCCUCUCUCCAUCUACCCUUUUCAUCCAUGUCAAGGUGUCCGAUAAGGGGGUCCACAUCAAGACUGUGUCCGAGCGCAUGGCCUUGGCUAAGAGCAAGGGCAAAGCAUGACCCAUAUCUACCUGAACUAGUGCCACACUUAUCUGAUAAGCGCCAUGCUUAUCUUUUGGGGGGGAAAGUCUCCCUAAUUGGGAUGGAAAGGACAAGCUGCUGCCUACCUAUGUCCCAGUGCUCUUUUCAUACACCCAAUUUAGAAUUGGCAGGACAUAUAAGGCUCCCUGGCCACAGAGAGGAAGACAUCAUUCCUUCUCAGUCAAACCUGGAUGGGAGUCUUGCCUGUUGAUGAAUAGUGUUGGCUGGGAGAGAAACUCACUGGCAUGUUGCUGUUGUGAGAGUAUUCUGUACUCUGUCGUCAGUGCAUUGAGUGUUCGUGUCUGUUUCCAUAGAGACAUGACUUUGGCGCUGACCUGUUUUACACCAGAACUCUACCUGGCAGCCGUCUGCCUACUAUGAAGCCAAUAUAGAGUUGUUUUUUUUAAAUUCAAAGCCAGGUUUGUGUCCUGGAGUCCCUGAAGCAGAUCUUGAAGAUGUUUCCCAACAUUUUUUACAUAUUUAAAGUUAAGCAAUAUUUAACUUUUUUGCUACUUUUAGCUGAUGUGUGGAGAGCGUUCUGGCACAAAAAUGGUCACCGGGCAUCACCCAGGUGGGUGCCGCACAUUGAUGGUGGAUGAGGUGAGUUUCCCCCUACUAUGUAAAGCUCUCGGAGUACCUCAGUUGGUAGAAAAGCACUAUAUAUAUCCAAUGAAUUAUUAAAACCUUUUUUACUAUUACAGAAUAUUAUGGUUGAAACUUAUAGAAGCGUUUUAUCAGGGCAAGACUUGUAGUUGUGCUCAUUUUUCCAGGACAACGAUAGUGUUUAUUGACUCAAUUUUAUCUGUAAAUGAAGUCUAGUUGUUGUGGUAUUGGUCUGUCACACUUGUCAUGACACAGUCCAAAAUACUGAAUGAAUGCCUUAACCUUAGUGACAGAAUUAAUACAUUUCAACUCUUAAUGUUUUUGUAAUGUAUUUGCAACAAAUUGUGUUUGUUGCAAAUGAUGAAACACACUUCUUUCUGUGUGAAAUUGCUGAUGGAAGUUUUUAGGUUAUAUUUAACAUUGUUGUAAAAUGUUAUAUUCUAAUGUAGUUACAGUAUUCUAAUUCUCUCAGUAAAAUGAAUUCAUUUGCAUACUGUAUGUACUGUCUCUGACACUAACUUCCUUUUGCCAAAUAAAAACAGCAUCAAAGUCACAGAGGGUCAAAUCGAGACUAAUGCAAUUGACCAUGAUUAUGUUGAAUACAUAUAAUUGAAGUAUUAGCUCUCAUGAAUUUCCAAGGUCAGUUUUCAUUUCAAAGCAGUAAUCCAUAAUGCACUAGUAGAAUGUAUUGUUACUUGACAUUAUUAUUUGUAUUCUUUCUUCUGGUCAUUUAAAUUCAAAGUCACUUUAAUUUUGAAAACCGGCAAAUGGUUUUGACAGUUUGAAAUGCCUUUAUUUGCCUUAUUUCAAUGGAAACGGCUGUUAGUAUUCUUUCUUGCAGUUGCUAAGACAGUAUAUACUUACCUGUUUACCUUAGUGUCUCUUUCAUUGUGUACUUUGUUGUGACUUAUUUCUGUGGGCAUCAGAUUCAUAUGGGUCUCCCAGUCUAUUUGAAAUCUGAAAGGUCUCCCAGUCUCUAUUUAACAACAAAAAGCACUUGAAUCCAAACUUUGAAGAUGGUGUUUCUUUAUAGUACUAUAGAAACUAAUCAUUUCCCUGAGCUUCAGGAGCAAUAUUCUCAUUGACAUUAGUAUAGUAAGUGACAUGAGUACAGUAUUUCUUUGUCUGCGUGAAAGCCAAGAGAAGCAUGUUUAGUUUUUAUUAAAAAAAGUAUUUUAACCCCA
Molecule: messenger RNA, 7854 nt
Organism: Salvelinus fontinalis (brook trout)
Lineage: Eukaryota; Metazoa; Chordata; Actinopteri; Salmoniformes; Salmonidae
Product: 1-phosphatidylinositol 4,5-bisphosphate phosphodiesterase delta-3-A-like
Exons: 15
Coding region: 3686-6046 (786 amino acids)
Biological process (GO): intracellular signal transduction; lipid metabolic process
Molecular function (GO): phosphatidylinositol-4,5-bisphosphate phospholipase C activity; calcium ion binding
Source: RefSeq, a predicted model, not a curated record